Messenger RNA from Vespa crabro (European hornet), 3026 nucleotides. RefSeq names its product AP-1 complex subunit sigma-2 (gene AP-1sigma). NCBI's taxonomy places the organism in Eukaryota, Metazoa, Arthropoda, Insecta, Hymenoptera, Vespidae. Gene Ontology annotation, molecular function: clathrin-cargo adaptor activity. Gene Ontology annotation, biological process: vesicle-mediated transport; intracellular protein transport. The record is from RefSeq and is a predicted model, not a curated record. The transcript is spliced from 6 exons. Gene Ontology annotation, cellular component: membrane coat; AP-1 adaptor complex; intracellular membrane-bounded organelle. The coding region runs from base 336 to 977 and encodes 213 amino acids.
AUAUCGCGGCAAUAACAAAACGUAAUUUCCGUUAACAAGUUGAAAAAUAACGUAGACAUCUUUUGUGCCGUAACUCGUGUCAAUAGAUCUCGUAAUGUACGCGGACGUAAUCGUACCUAAGCCAUAAGAUAAACGGUAGAGUUCCUUUUAGUGAAAAAGUGUUCAGUCAUCUUUUUCUAUUAUGCAGUAACAUCAUUGAUAAUAAACGGCGAAUAGCAAUCCAAAUUAAAGUUGUCUUUCUUUUUUUUUUUUUUUUCCCCCUCUUAUUUUUAUAAUAUCGUCCUUUUGUGAUUUUUCACUUUGAAAAAUACGGCGCACGACACAUUUUGCACAAAAUGAUGCAAUUUAUGUUAUUGUUCAGUCGUCAAGGGAAGUUGCGCUUGCAAAAGUGGUAUGUUGCACAUCCAGAUAAAUUGAAGAAGAAGAUCACGAGAGAAUUAAUUACUACAAUACUUGCGAGAAAACCAAAAAUGUCAAGUUUUUUAGAGUGGAAAGACGUUAAAGUCGUUUAUAAAAGAUACGCGAGUUUGUAUUUCUGUUGCGCCAUAGAGCAGAACGACAAUGAAUUGCUUACCCUUGAAAUUAUACACCGUUACGUCGAGUUAUUGGAUAAAUACUUUGGCAGUGUAUGCGAGUUGGAUAUAAUCUUUAAUUAUGAAAAAGCAUAUUUUAUAUUGGACGAAUUACUAGUUGGCGGUGAGAUACAGGAAACAAGCAAGAAGAAUGUCUUGAAAGCCAUUGCAGCUCAGGAUUUACUACAGGAGGGUUCAGUUCAUCAUUUGAAGCUGCAACAAGAAGAUAACUUAAGUCAAAGUAGGAGGAAACCCCUCAAGGAUUUUUCGAAGAUCACGGAUUGGGAUAAUAUUUUUACCAAGAGUUCUAUUUUCUUUCCAAUUGGCAAGACAUUCUAUGGGAAUGGUUCUAUAUCAUUCCAGGACAUUGAUUGCAUUGUAUGUGUAAGCUGCUACUUUACUUAAACUAUUAAGAAUCAGUAACGCAAAAAAAUCUCCUAAGAAUCAGUAAAUGUUAUUUUCAUUAUAUACAAUAUUAAAAUUAUUAACAAUUUUAAUAAGAGAUACGUUAUUCUACUAUUGAAAAUUGUUCAAAGAUUUAAUUAAGUUAAAGAUUAGCGUAAUAAAUGUAUUACGCCAAGUCACCGGUCAGUAUUUCUAAAUUAGGUACACAGUCGUUUUACAAUUAGCAAUGUUACAUAUCAAGCAAACGAAGGAAGACUUUGGAAUUAAUUAUUUUACUUAUAUCACUUCAUAAUCAUAAUUUUGCAAGUUGUUUACAUUUUAUUUUCAUACCGACCUAAUGACUGAUGCAUCAUUCGUAAAAUGUACUUACAAAUAAUUAUUAUUAUUAUAUUGUUUAUACAAGUAAUUAAUGAUUGCACUUAGAUAGACUGCUCUGUUGGACCUUGGGUGCAUAAUUAUAUUUAGUUAACUCGUGUAAACGUGUAUAUAAAUAUAGUAUGAAAGUUAUAUAGAUUUUUUUUUACUCGACAAUUUAGCAUUAUACUGUUGAUGAUCGUAUAGACAAAUUUAUAUUUAAGGAAGGCUAUUGUUAUCAAAUACCAUAGUUAAUUACAAUUACAUUUUCAGAUAUUUGUUAAUUAUGCAUUUCAAUAUAUACUCCAAGUAGGUUUAUCACGUUUGAUCAUUAUAUCAUGUUAUAAUUUUCUCGUUGAGAAUAUAAUAUUCUCCCUAAUUUAUCUAACAAAAAGAAAGAAAAAUAAUAUUUGACUAUUUAACAUAUUUAUACUACUUAUCUAUAAGGGGCACAUCAAAAGUAUAUGAGUAUUAAAGAUUGCUUCAAAUUAAAAUGUUUGUAGGAUACAGGUAACUCCGGUUAUACGAUUUCUUUCACUUUACGAAAUUUCUUUGAAUUACCUUUCGCAUAUGUACAUAUGUGUGUGUAUAUAUAAUAUCUAAACAAAUCCAUAUUUUAUUUGAAGUUAUUAUUAAUAUUAUCAAUGGUGGGGGGAAAAAUGAAUUUUGAGGGACAGAUGACACGUUUGCUGCAUUUUGUUUACAGAAAAUUCACAAUUUUCGUCUUACGAGAAAUGGAUUUAAUUAAUUCGUAAAAGCGGGAGUUAUCUGUGUAUUGAAGUUACUCUUCAAUUUAAAAGUGACAAUAAUAUACUUACAUACAUGUAUAUAAUAUAUGUAUGUGUGUGUGUGUGUAUAUAUAUAUAUAUAUGUGUAUAUAUAUAUAUAUAUAUAUAUAUAUAUGCGCGCGCGCGUGUGUAUAUAUAUGUAUGUAUAUGUAUAUGCAUAUGCAUAUGCAUAUGUACAUGUAUAUGUAUAUGCUAAAGUAUUAUCUCACAGUAUUUAGAUAAAGGAUUAUAUAACAUAUCGUUUGGAUAAAUGGUACCUAUCAGUCGUCUGAUUUUCUUCAUUAAACGCAGUUAACUAUAACGUAGAGCUACGUAACAGGAUUGCGAAAUAAAAAAUGCAAACUGAUUAGAUCCAUCGCUGAAAUGAAAGAAAUUGGAAUAACUGUAUAAUUGCUUUGUAGGAAAUAUUCAUAAGUGGCCCAAAAGCCAUUUAACUUGUCGGAAGCUUUACACGUCGUUACACGUCUAUUUUGUGAAAAUAUUUUCACGAAUUAUAAUCGUAUAAUUAAAAAGAAUAAAUUGAUUAUAUAAUAUCAAACGAGAGGAUGAUAUAAAAGUUAGAAGAAAAAUACGAUAGAAAAUGUAGUUAACAUUAUUUUGAUUUUAUAUCGUAGGAUUUCAAAAUAUUUGCCUUAAACGCAGAUAUUUUUCGUCGCAGUGUAAUCAAAAGUAGGUCAUAAAAUAUUUUAUAUCCUAUGUUAUCUAUCAUCGACUGCACACAUUUAUAAAAAAAAAAAAAGAAGAAAAAAAAAAAGGGAAAAAAGAAAAAAAUAUUGAUAGGAUAACAUUUACCGAUGUUAAAAUUAAAAUAUGUAUGUAUUUUAUGUUAAGAGUAGAAAAGUAUAUGUCGCAUUGACAAACGAUGCUUUGUGCUCCGUCCAUAAUAAAGGAAACAAAUAUAUAUGAA